UUUUUGCCCUGCAAUCAUAGGCAGAAGCCUAGAGGACACUGAGCUCUCUUAAAAUUCCUUCCCUGCAGUGCAGUAGAUCCAUGGGGAAUUGAAAAUUGAGCAAAUGUGUGGCAGUCAAAUGGUCCUCUCUGAGGUCACAUUCUGCUGGGUUUUAACCAGUAAGGUCAGGAUGUCCAGUCCUGGCAGUAACAGCUGUGGCAACCUCCAUAGCAACUGAGAAACACUGGCAGCAAAAGGCUCCCUGUGUCCAACAGGCAAAAGGGUGGCAUUUCUGCAUUCAGACUAAAUCCAAAUGGUGUAUUGUUACCAAUAGCAGGUCAUGACCGAGUCCUGCAGGCAGCAGCUUUUCCAAGUAUGGCUCGUUUGGAAGGGUCCCUGCCCAGGGAUCGCAGGUAUUGCAGUGUGAGGCCAGCUUUGGACAAGUUUUCAUGUUCCACUGUCAUAUCCACAGUUAAUCCCUGCUGCAGGAGCUCUUUUGUUGUGUACCCUGCCUGGAUCGCUGAGCACCCCGCCCCUCAGAGAUGCCAGUGGAUCAGCCACUGCCUCCCCUCCCCUGGCCCAGCAUGGAAGAGCCUCGGAGAAUCAGGCGGCACAUACAGCAAUGUGCCUGUGCUGGCUAGAGGGGAACAAGAUGGAUUUUAUUACCGUGGUACAGUAAAAGAGGAGAUAGAGAGUGAAAGAGGCAUGUUCCUGGUAGAGUUUGCCAAACCACUUGUGUCAUGUGGAAAGCAUCCAGUGUGUGUGCAAAAAACAGCAAAGGAUGACAUCCUGGAAUAUGUGAACGGGAUGAAGCACUCCUUGCUCCCUGGAGACAGAGUGCUGGCACCAUGGGAGCCAGAUAGGGCCAGGUAUGACCCAGGAACUGUCCUCAGAGGCAUUGAGACAAGGGAUCCCUUACGAGCCUCAGAAGAUGAAGAAAUUACUGUCCACUUUUGGAAUGACAAGCAAGUGAAACUCCCCUGUGGUGUGGCUCUGUGGAUCCCUCCUAGCCUGUGGGAGAGGAUUGUGGAGAUGAUCCACAUGCCCUUCACCAGCAGGGUGAAGCCCAGACCAAGCCAGGACUCUAACUCUUGUAUUCUUCCCUGCAGUCCUAAGGCAGCCCUGAUUCCUGUUUGUUCUCUAUGUAGCCUUGCCAAGCACUGCUUGCACUGCUCUCCCUGCUGGCCACAUUUCCACCACCACUGUGCUGGUGAUAUCUGCUGUUCAUUAGCCUGGGUAAGGUGCAUCUGCUGCUGCCACCCCUGUGCUGGUGCCUGGUGGCCUCUUCCCUCCAGGCCUCUGGUCUUUCAGGACAAAGCUGAAGAGGCAGAGUCCAGCAGUGAGCUCUCUCCAGGCCUUCUAGAACUGAAAGGCACAAAACGAGGAGAAGCUGCAGCUGUGGCAACAUCAUCUGCCUCUUCUGAUUCAGAGAGGCCACCCCCCACUAAGAGUACUGUGGGGGACAGUGCUGUUAACACAGGCUCCAGCUGUCUUGAAAAGCCCAGGCUAAAGAAUUCUGCAAGAUCCGAGGGGAGAUACUGGAAAAGAAGCCACCACAAGUCCCUUUCCAGUAAUUCAGGACCUGGAAGUUGUAGCAGCACAUGUACAAAGGGCCAGCUGAAAUCCAAAGCCAUCUCCACUGGGGACAUGUCCAGUGUGGCCCCAGCUCAGCAGAGUGCAAUGUUUGAAACCAUCAAACAGACUCCCAGAGGGAAACUCACACUGAAACAAAUCCUAAGAGACCAAGAUUUCAAGCCAUCAUUGAGGGAAGAAGGCUUUGCAGCAUCAGAAGAACAAAGAUACAAAGUAGCAUCAGAUGAUGAAGGUAAAGUGACUUGUGUUGGAGAUGACAAACCUGAUGUUACAGACCCUGUCAGAGCUCACUUACAGCAAAGCAGAGAGAGACAUGAUCAACUAGAUUCCAGUACAUGUACAACUGAUCAAGUUCAGGGGCUGAAAUUUCAGAAAUGACUGAAGCAGUACUGUCUCUGCUGAUGCACAAACGUGGAAGUCAUCCAUUGCUUGUUCCAGCUUUAAUACUCUUAAC
Molecule: messenger RNA, 2026 nt
Organism: Vidua chalybeata
Lineage: Eukaryota; Metazoa; Chordata; Aves; Passeriformes; Viduidae
Gene: C6H11orf16
Product: chromosome 6 C11orf16 homolog
Exons: 8
Coding region: 355-1950 (531 amino acids)
Source: RefSeq, a predicted model, not a curated record